Messenger RNA from Trifolium pratense (red clover), 1011 nucleotides. RefSeq lists its product as uncharacterized. Lineage: Eukaryota; Viridiplantae; Streptophyta; Magnoliopsida; Fabales; Fabaceae. The transcript has 3 exons. The coding region runs from base 1 to 1011 and encodes 336 amino acids. The record is from RefSeq and is a predicted model, not a curated record.
AUGCAAGAAAUAGAUAGAAUCAAAACUAUUCUGGAUCAUAACUUCAAAAUCAAGGAUUUGGGAGUUGUGAAAUACUUUCUUGGAUUGGAAGUUGCACAUUCCAAAGAAGGCAUUAGUAUAUCUCAGAGGAAGUACUGUCUUGAUCUGCUCAAUGACUCAGAUAUAAGCUUGUACAGGAGACUUGUAGGGAAACUAUUGUAUCUCACAAACACUAGGCCUGACAUAACAUAUGCAACACAACAGCUAAGCCAGUUCUUGCAUAGCCCUACUGUGAAACACUACAAAGUAACUUGUAGAGUUAUUAGAUAUCUCAAGCAUAAUCCUGGUAGAGGUCUUAUGUUCCACAGAAACACAGAUAUCCAACUCCUUGGAUACUCAAAUGCUGACUGGGCAGGGUGCUUAGAUACAAGGAAAUCAACAACUGGGUAUUGCUUCUUCUUAGGCUCGUCAUUAGUUUCAUGGAAAGCUAAGAAGCAGUCAACUAUAUCCAAAUCAUCAUCUGAAGCAGAAUAUCGAGCACUAUCUUCAGCAACUUGUGAGUUAACCUGGCUGCUAUACUUGCUGAAGGACUUACACAUUGAAAGUUCCAAACAGCCAGUAUUAUUCUGUGAUAACCAGAGUGCAUUACACAUAACUUCCAAUCCUGUCUUCCAUGAAAGGACUAAGCAUAUAGAGAUAGACUGUCACCUUGUUAGAGAGAAGGUACAAGAAGGCUUAAUGAGACUGCUCCCUAUUUCAACACAAGAUCAAUUAGCAGACUUUCUGACAAAAGCAUUGCCUGCGCCAAAAUUCAACAAUUUCUUAUCCAAGCUUGGAUUGCUUGACAUAUACCAAGCAUCAGCUUGUGGGAGGAUGUUAAGUGAUGCUUCCAGAUCAAGCACAAGCAGAAGGGUGGAACGAAACCCUACAUUUCCGACUGGCGAGAAGGGCGAUGUGGUUGUGGACGGUGACGAUGACGGUGAAGAAGGCGGUGAAUUGGAUGUCAACUGGAAUGAGAUUGAUGGCGGCUGA